AAUUUCCAUUUGUGUUUUAGUUAUAAAGUACACGAACGAUAAUAUAAUCAAAUGUAUUAGUGUUCCAUAAUUAAAAAAACUUUUUCAAAACUCACAUAGUUGUAAUUUAUUAUUUGUUUGUGUUGUUCCUAGGAUGUGUUGACCAACAAGGAGUUGACUAUGGCUUGCCAGCACUGUUUGCAAGUUAUAAUGAUUUUGAGUAAUUCUUGAUUUAAAUGAAUAAUUUAUCAAACUUUGCCAAACAUGGGUGGAAGCUGUCAAGGGCAGCUUGGUUGUUGUUGUGGCUGUUCUCCGUGUCGCAUGUGUUGCAGAUUUCUGCCAUCAGUAAGGGAAUCAACUUCCACUAGACUCAUGUAUACAUUGUAUCUAUUAUUAGGCACACUUUUGAUGUGUGUCAUGCUAACAAGAGAAGUUCAAGAUAGGAUUAUUGAAGUUUUUCCAAAAUACAAUGUUACUUGCAUAACAUUGAAUGCUGGAGAAAAUUGUGAUUUGCUUGUUGGUUACAUGGCAGUAUACAGGGUGUCUUUAGCUAUGGCCAUAUUCUUCUUUGUACAGGCUAUUUUAACCAUUGGUAUAUCAACAAGUCUUAAUUGUAGAUCUGGUUUACACAAUGGGUUGCAAAGAGUAUCUCGCGGAGGAAGUAGCUGUUGGUUUGUUUUAAUGGUGUUUUGUGCAAUGAUAAUCUACACUGCAGUUGUUAUUGGAAUAGUUUUGAUUGCACAGAACUACACUCGUGCAGAAGGAUGUUAUACUAAUAAAAUCUUCAUAGGAGCAAAUGGUGGAUUGUGCCUUCUGUGUUCUUUUAUAUCUAUAAUGCCUUGUGUAGAGAAAAAUACUGGUGAUUCAAGAGCUGGCCUACUCCAAUCAUCAAUCAUAUCAGCUUAUGUGGUCUAUUUAACUUGGUCUGCUCUUUCAAGUGAACCAACAAUUUAUGGUAGUGGUGUUGGAACUCAGCUAAAGAGAUCAGAUGAAGAUGAAGAAUAUUGUGGCCCAUCUGAAGUGUCUAUUUUCUCCAACAAAGAAAUUAUAUGCUAUGGAGGAGUUAUCAUUACAUUUAUCAUGGUCAUUAGCUCUACAUUGCGCACAUCUCAUUUUUCAUACAAGUUAGGAAUAAGAGCCCCAGAUCCUAAAGACUGUUGUUCAUGCUGUGAUAGUUCAUCAUCUAGAAGAGCAUCUAAGAGGGUUGAAGAAGAUGGAGGGCAAAAAGUUAUUCAUAAUGAAGCAGAGGGUGUUACUUACAGCUAUUCAUUUUUCCAUGUCAUGUUUUUCUUGGCAUCAUUGUAUAUAAUGAUGCAACUCACUCAUUGGUUUAAACCAGAGCAAGCUCAUCUUCUUACUUUUGAAAGAAACUGGGCUUCUGUUUGGGUAAAAAUUGCCUCAUCAUGGACCUGUAUUGCCAUAUAUUUAUUGAGUCUCUUUACUCCCGAACUUUGUCCUGGACGCCUCAAUCGGAGUCGCUCGGGUAGAGAUGAUGUAGAGAUGAGCAGAACUCGACGAUGUUCCUCGUCAUCAAGUAAUUAGCUUAAGGAGUGAAUUGAAUUGAGAUUUUUUAAUACAAUAUGCUUAAUUAAUGCUAUUAGACAUGUGAACCAUUUAUAAAAUCUCAGCUCUAUCUUAUGUUGGAAGUAUAAUCUCAUUGUUAACUUUAUUGCAGGUAGUUACAUUUUUAAGAGCUUAAUAUUUUUUAUUUUUAUUUUAAAAUUAUAUUCCGAAACAAAUUCUCGUUUGGCCUCUUCACAGUGCUAAUAUACAUAAGUUAGUAAUUUAUUUUAUGCAAUUUUAAAUCUGAACUGCCUCAAAUAAUAUUUAUAUUUCACGUUUUUAUAUUGACACUACACUGUGUUUAGACAUUAGGCUUAUUGUAUCUUUGUAAGCACGUUUAAAAAUUUCAUACAUCAUUCUAUAUUUACAUGCAUUGUAAAAUCUUUGUUUUAGUAAGGAUGUCAUUUGUAUUUAUGCAAAAU
This is a messenger RNA of Parasteatoda tepidariorum (common house spider), 1964 nucleotides long. Its product is annotated as putative serine incorporator. The record is from RefSeq and is a predicted model, not a curated record. Lineage: Eukaryota; Metazoa; Arthropoda; Arachnida; Araneae; Theridiidae. Gene Ontology annotation, cellular component: membrane.